This is a messenger RNA of Cynocephalus volans (Philippine flying lemur), 3621 nucleotides long. It is a transcript of the gene GPR158, whose product is annotated as G protein-coupled receptor 158. Gene Ontology annotation, biological process: G protein-coupled receptor signaling pathway. Gene Ontology annotation, cellular component: membrane. The coding region runs from base 1 to 3621 and encodes 1206 amino acids. The record is from RefSeq and is a predicted model, not a curated record. Gene Ontology annotation, molecular function: G protein-coupled receptor activity. NCBI's taxonomy places the organism in Eukaryota, Metazoa, Chordata, Mammalia, Dermoptera, Cynocephalidae. The transcript has 11 exons.
AUGGGAGCCAUGGCUUACCCCUUACUCUUCUGCCUCCUGCUCGCUCAUCUGGGAUUGGGAGCUGUCGGCGCCAGCCGCGACCCUCCGGGACGGCCGGAUUCCCCUCGAGAGAGGACCCUGCGGGGGAAGCAGCAUGCCCAGCAGCCGGCUCGAGCCUCUGCCUCGGACCCCUCGGCUCCCUGGAGCCGCUCCACCGACGGCACCAUCUUGGCGCAGAAACUCGCCGAGGAGGUGCCCAUGGACGUGGCCUCUUACCUCUACACUGGGGACUCCCAUCAGCUGAAGCGAGCCAACUGCUCCGGCCGCUACGAGUUGGCUGGCCUGCCGGGGAAGUCGCCAGCCCUAGCCAGCUCCCAUCCUUCCUUGCACGGGGCUCUGGAGACGCUGACACACGCCACCAACUUCCUCAACAUGAUGCUGCAGAGCAAUAAGUCGCGGGAGCAGAACUUGCAGGAUGACCUGGACUGGUACCAGGCGCUGGUGCGGAGCCUCCUGGAGGGCGAGCCCAGUAUCUCCCGUGCGGCCAUCACCUUCAGCACCGAGUCGCUGUCCGCGCCGGCCCCGCAGGUUUUCCUCCAGGCCACGCGCGAGGAGAGUCGCAUCCUGAUCCAGGACCUGUCCUCCUCCGCGCACCACCUGGCCAACGCCACGCUGGAGACCGAGUGGUUCCACGGCCUCCGGCGCAAGUGGAGGCCCCACUUACACCGCCGAGGUUCCAAUCAGGGGCCCCGGAGCCUGGGCUAUAGCUGGCGGCGCAGGGACGGGCUCGGCGGGGACAAGAGCCACGUCAAGUGGUCUCCGCCUUAUCUGGAGUGCGAGAACGGGAGUUACAAGCCGGGGUGGCUGGUUACUCUUUCCGCUGCCUUCUACGGGUUGCAGCCUAACCUAGUCCCGGAAUUCAGGGGUGUCAUGAAAGUCGACAUAAAUAUUCAGAAAAUGGACAUUGACCAAUGUUCAAGUGAUGGCUGGUUUUCAGGAACUCACAAAUGCCACCUUAACAUUUCAGAGUGUAUGCCAAUUAAAGGCCUAGGAUUCGUACUUGGAGCUUAUCAGUGCAUUUGUAAAGCAGGAUUCUAUCGUCCUCGAGUCUUGUCAUUGAACAACUUUCAGAGACGGGAUCCAGAUCACCAUAUUUCAGGAAGUGCAAAAGAUGUGUCAGAAGAAGCCCAUGUCUGCCUCCCCUGCAGGGAGGGCUGCCCCUACUGUGCUGAUGACAGCCCGUGCUUUGUCCAGGAAGAUAAGUACUUGAGACUAGCUAUCAUCUCCUUCCAAGUCCUGUGUAUGCUGCUGGACUUCAUUAGCAUGCUGAUGGUCUACCACUUUCGCAAAGCAAAGAGCAUCAGGGCAUCAGGCCUUAUCCUGUUGGAAACGAUCCUUUUUGGGUCUCUGCUCCUAUACUUUCCGGUUGUUAUUUUGUAUUUUGAGCCAAGCACAUUUCGCUGUAUUCUCCUGAGAUGGGUCCGUCUCCUCGGUUUUGCUACUGUUUACGGAACUGUCACUCUCAAGCUUCACAGGGUUUUGAAGGUGUUUCUUUCACGAACAGCCCAACGAAUUCCAUAUAUGACUGGUGGACGGGUCAUGAGGAUGCUGGCAGUAAUACUCUUGGUAGUGUUUUGGUUUCUCGUUGGCUGGACUUCAUCUGUGUGCCAGAGUUUGGAGAGGCAGACUUCACUUAUUGGCCAGGGGCAAACAUCUGAUCACCUCAUCUUUAAUAUGUGCCUCAUUGACCGCUGGGAUUACAUGACAGCAGUUGCUGAAUUUUUAUUCCUCUUGUGGGGUGUUUAUCUCUGCUAUGCAGUGCGGACAGUCCCAUCGGCAUUUCAUGAGCCACGCUAUAUGGCUGUUGCAGUUCACAAUGAGCUCAUUAUCUCUGCUAUAUUCCAUACAAUUAGGUUUGUUCUUGCCUCAAGACUUCAGUCUGAUUGGAUGUUGAUGCUGUAUUUUGCACAUACUCAUUUGACUGUGACAGUCACCAUCGGGUUGCUUUUAAUUCCAAAGUUUUCACAUUCAAGCAAUAACCCACGAGAUGAUAUUGCUACAGAAGCAUAUGAAGAUGAGCUAGACAUGGGUAGAUCUGGAUCCUACCUGAACAGCAGUAUUAAUUCAGCCUGGAGUGAGCACAGCUUGGAUCCAGAGGACAUCCGGGAUGAGCUGAAGAAACUUUAUGCCCAACUGGAAAUAUAUAAAAGGAAGAAGAUGAUCACAAAUAAUCCCCACCUCCAGAAAAAGCGGUGCUCAAAGAAAGGCUUGGGCCGUUCCAUCAUGAGGCGCAUUACUGAAAUCCCGGAGACGGUCAGCAGGCAGUGUUCCAAAGAGGACAAGGAAAUGGCAGACCAUGGCACGGCCAGAGGCACGGCCCUCGUCAGGAAGAACACACCGGAGUCUUCAGGCAACACUGGGAGACCCAAGGAGGAAUCCCUGAAAAACCGAAUCUUCUCACUCAAGAAAUCCCACAGCACUUAUGACCAUGUGAGAGACCAAAUGGAACAGUCCAGGAGCCUACCAAUGGAAAACCAAGAAGAGGAGGCUACAGAAAAUUCCACACUGGAAUCCCUGUCGGGUAAAAAACUAACACAAAAACUCAAAGAAGACAGCGAGCCUGAGUCCACGGAGUCAGUGCCUUUGGUGUGUAAGUCAGCGAGCGCUCACAACCUCAGCUCAGAGAAGAAGCCUGGGCACCCACGAACAUCUAUGUUACAAAAGUCUCUCAGUGUCAUAGCAAGUGCCAAGGAGAAGACACUUGGAUUAGCUGGGAAAACCCAAACAUCAGGCACAGAGGAACGUGCUAAAUCCCAGAAACCUCUACCAAAAGACAAAGAGGCAAACAGAAAAUACUCAAAUUCAGAUAACACAGAGACUACAGAUUCUGGCCCCCAAAACUCCAAUCAUUUGGAGGAGCCAAGAAAGCCUCAGAAACCUGGGAUUAUGAAGCAACAAAGGGUCAACGCCCCCACUGCCAAUUCUGACCUGAGCCCCAGUACCACCCAGAAGAAGGAUAACUUUGACAUUGGGGAAGUGUGCCCUUGGGAAAUUUAUGACCUUACUCCUGAUCCUGUGCCUUCAGAAUCAAAGGUUCAAAAACAUGUAUCUAUUGCUGCUUCUGAAAUGGAGAAAAACCCAACUUUUUCCUUAAAGGAGAAACCUCACUACAAGCCUAAGGCAGCUGAAGUAUGUCAGCAAUCCAAUCAGAAGAGCAUAAAUAAGGCUGAAGUAUGCCCUUGGGAGAGCCAAGGACAGUCUGUUUUUGAAGAUGAGAAGCAUUUGAUUUCCAAAAAUCCAAUUCUCCCAGGGAGAGCUAAAGAUGAGAAUGGAAGUCAGCAUCCUGCAGCCAAUGUGUAUGCUGGGCAAUAUGAAGAACUGCCCCCCAAAGUUGUAGCAUCAAAAGCAGAGAAUGAAAAUCUCAACCAAAUAGGAGAACAGGAAAAAAAGACAUCUUUCUCUGAGGAAAAUGUAGCUGGCUCCCAUAACUCAAGUAGUAACUUCCAGCAGCCACUGACAUCACGAGCCGAGGUGUGUCCUUGGGAGUCUGAGAUCCCAGAUCCACCAAAUGCUGAAAGAAGUGUAGCUUUACCUUCCUCUUCUGCUUUCAGUGCAAAUAAGAUAGGAGGGCCUCGAAAAUAA